This is a messenger RNA of Maudiozyma saulgeensis, 1959 nucleotides long. The record is from the annotation of a GenBank genome assembly. NCBI's taxonomy places the organism in Eukaryota, Fungi, Ascomycota, Saccharomycetes, Saccharomycetales, Saccharomycetaceae.
AUGUCAAGAAUCAUAGGCUUAAAGAAUGAUAUACUCAUUUCUAGUACACCGGAAACUGAUAACAAGAACUGGAAAAGUCUUCUAAAGACAGCAAAAACUAAUAAAAUUCAAUAUUCAAAUAUCGAUAAUGAUCUAUUAAAAGAACAUUUUAAUCCAAAUGCAAACAUAAUACCAACCGAAAAUGCAUUUGCAGGUUAUAGGAUAUGUAAAAGUUGUGGGAAACCCAUUUUACUAAACUCAAUUAUUGAUCAUAUACAGAACCAUUGCCCCGGAUCUACUGGAGGUUCUACCUCAAGUAGUAGCCCCAAUCUACUGGCUGAUAGGGAGAGCGCAUCAAAGACACUACCUGGUACCUAUAAAGAAAACAGUGGUAGACCUUUAAAUGGGUUUUCUGUUGCUGGUAAUGGUAAUAGUGGAAAUUCAGAAGGCUCUUUGAAAAAUAAUAUAUCACAAUCGAAUGUUAAUGAUAAUGACUCAAACAGAACAGGUUCGACGAAGAAUAGUACUAGAAGGGAAGAAGAUGAUGAUGAGGAUGAUGACGACGGUGAGGAUGAAGAUGAUGACGACGGUGAGGAUGACGAGGAUGACGAAGAUGACGAUGAUGAUGACGACGACGAGGAUGAAGAUGAUGAAGACGAUGAUGACGAUGACGAUAUAAACUCAUCUAUGAGAAGUUCUUCGUCGGGUAAAAAAAGACCUCCUCCUAUAUCAGGUGAGUCACCAUCUUCUACUAAAAGGACAAAGAUGCAUAAUAAAAAGAAGAAACAAAGGAAUAUUAAGCAAAGGAACCCCACAGACAAACAUCUGAUAGAUUUUGACAAACAAUGUGGUGUAGAUUUACCAGAAGGUGGAUACUGUGCCAGGUCCUUAACCUGUAAAUCACAUUCCAUGGGUGCCAAGAGAGCCGUAGAAGGCAGAACGAAGACAUUUGAUGAAUUACUGGCAAAUUACCAUAGAGAACACCAAACCAAGAUCGGUGCAGCUGCUGAAAAACGUGCCAAACAACAGGAAUUACAAAAGAUUCAGAAAGCGCAACUAAAGGAACAAAAGGAACAAAAGAAAUUACUACAACAGAAACAAAGGCAAAUUCAAAAGCAGACUAGAAAUAAAGAGAAAAAUACAAAUACAAGUAGGACCAAGGCUUCCUCUAAUAGCAAAGCGAAUGCGACAAAAACUACAAACACUUCUAUUCCGGUUCUAACACCAGAGGAAGAGACGACCCAAGUAUUAAAUGGUGUUUCAAGGUCUUUCCCAUUACCACUAGAAACUACAGUACUUUCAUCAACCAGAGUUAGGACCAAGUAUAUCCGAAUGAGGGAAAUGUUUGCUUCAGCAUUUUCAAUAAAGCCUGGAUUUACAUCGCCUGGUUAUGGUUCCAUACAUUCUCGUGUUGGAUGCUUAGAUAUAGAUAGAACUACUGACUAUAAAUUCCGCAUCCGUAUACCUCAACCCGUCAACCCAAUAACAGGAACUUCGAACCUCACUCCUCAACAAAUACAAAAAUUGCAACAACAUAGAAUGCUACAGGCACAGAUGUUGGCAAAACAACAGCAGAAUCAGGGACAGAAUUCCAACCAAUCGUUUCCAAUUGCAGUCAACUCAGGUAAAGUACCGAACAGUGUAUCGAAUGCUGGUGCUAGUAAACCCCCGCCAGAUAACAGCACACAAGAAAAGGGACUGACACCUCAGGAGAUUCAACUACAGCAACAAAAAUUGCGUCAACAACAACUUCAGCAGCAGAAGUUCGAGGCAGCAGCUUUUCAUCUUGCAAACGCGUCAAAAUUGAUGCAAAAUACGAGUAAUGGUGGAUCCCCAGUUGCUGUUAAUAAUGGGAGUCCAGAACAUGACGACAAUAACUCUUCAAACAAACAGAAUUCACAGGUUGGUAGCCCUAAUAGUGGUAGAGUUAAUGUCGGACUUGGUAAUCAAGUUAAUAAUUAUGGCGGAAGGGUCAAUUAA